This is a messenger RNA of Sycon ciliatum, 1569 nucleotides long. RefSeq lists its product as uncharacterized. Bases 357 to 1301 code for a protein of 314 amino acids. The record is from RefSeq and is a predicted model, not a curated record. Lineage: Eukaryota; Metazoa; Porifera; Calcarea; Leucosolenida; Sycettidae. The transcript is spliced from 3 exons.
CUUGGCAGAAGGCUGAACUAGAAGAACAAUGGGUGAAUACGCCAGUUUCGUAGCGUAGUUCCUUCCGUGAAACGACUGGUGUCAGGAUUCACGUUCACCUCUGAGACUGAGACUGAACGGCUGUUGGUAGCUGCUUCAUGCGAUCGUGCUGCGUCUUGCCGGACGCUGUUUCGGAACGAGGCCAACAACUAGUACUUGAUGCAGACUCGAAUUGCGUUCAUAACGGUCGACAUCUCUGUGAUAAAAAUCACUCAGUCAUUUCUAGUUUGAGUUUAUUUUUCAAUCCAUUCAAGAUCUAGAAGCCGAUCAAUAAAUUUUGUGAGUUCGCAGUCUACUGAGAACUAAAGACUGGAGUGAUGGCGUCUGCUCCUGCUGUGUGCGCUGUGGCGAAGCCGGAGAGCAUCGAUGGGAUGCGUGUCAGUCGACGGGUGCGCUGCAUUCAGAUCGAGUCGGUGGGCCGUAUCACGCUGGACGUGGUCGAGCGAGGCCUGGACGGCUGGAGAGAGGAGACAGUUAUCUUGGCCGUAGUGUGCAUCCGCGAGGAUACGUUCCUAGAGGGUGGCGGAGGGCAGAUUGCUGAUCGCAUCCUUGAGACCAAGGAGCUCCAUGAAAGGGCCUAUUGCAUCGAGUCGCUGACACCUCAGGGCACAAGCAUGACCGUGUUCCGUUUGGCGACAAGCCUCUCCUCAGAAAUCUCUGGCGAGCUUUACAACACACAAGACAAGAAGGACUUUGCCCUUGUCGCAAAUUAUCAAAGAAGUGCUGUUGGAACGAACAAAGAAGAAGAUGAGUCCGAUCAGAUCAAGGAGAGCGGACUAUUCGCAAUAUUUAACUGGCCCGGGCACGAGCCGCUCACAACGCCCGACGGAGCUUUGAUCUCCAGAGAUCCUGGAUCGAUGUCGUCGCUGACACGCAUCGUUAUCCAGCAGGUGAACUACAGCAAGGAGACGGAUCUGUUCUUACUGCACAACGCGUUCCUCGGUCUGCGCCCGGUGACGGUGAAGAAGCCGAUGAGCGCCGACACGGAGCUCGGCGGCAUCAUGAUGCAGCCUGCCAUGGUCUCGCUGGAUGGGCCCGCAAACACGCAGACCACCAUCGCCGCCAUGGGGAAUCCCCUGUGCCACUGGCACGUGCACAACGACUUCCCGACGCGCUCCAACUUCAAGCUCUACCCGUCGUUCAGCGACAGCGUUGUCCUGUGUCGCCAGGCUGGCGCGGCAAGUAAGCUGGUGUUGUGCGAAGAGAGUGCUGCAAAGGAAGGCACCGCUCUCUUCAGUGUCCGCCAGCCCUAUGUGAACUGACAAGCAUUUUUGAAGAAUAACUUGGCGCCGAUAAUAUUUAUAAAUCCUCAUACGGAUUUGCGAUGUGCACAUCUUAUGCCGCCUCUCCACACAUAGUGUAGUAGAUUUUAUCUGCAGAGAAACGCCGAUGUUUCCACCUAGCAUAGCAAGCCUUUGUGAUUCAGAUAUCUGCUGGCACUUUAAUUUCGUUCAAUCCCCCGUCCCUUUGAUUUCGAUUUUGGCCGAAGAGUAUACGCAAACAUGAUGAGAGGUAAUGGUCGAGACGUCA